Paramecium pentaurelia is the source of this 3174-nucleotide messenger RNA. The record is from the annotation of a GenBank genome assembly. Lineage: Eukaryota; Ciliophora; Oligohymenophorea; Peniculida; Parameciidae.
AUGAGGAAAUAUAUAGGUUUAUUCACACUUGAAUAUCCAAUCAAUCAUUGUGAUGUAGCUUUAUAAUUAAGUAAAUAAAUUGUUCAAAUUUAAAGAUUAAAAAUUAAUUUUGCAUAGUGAUACUUUAGUAUUUGAUGAAAGAAUAUCUAAUGGUGGAUAAUUAAAUAUAAAGCUUAUGCCCACUAAUAUAAUCUCUUAUUUAUACACAGAAGAUGGAUAGUAUGUAAAAAAAUAUAAAUAUUGUUUAAGUGUACAAAAUUAUAUCAUUUCUAUUAAGAAAUUUGGUCAUUUUUAUUAAAUUAUGAUUAUGUUUCUUUGAACAUAUAAGUAUUAGAUAUAACACAGUAUAACUAUAUAGUUCAAUUUAAAGUUUAUUUACUUGAAAAAUCAUUUAAAGAAUAAGAAAAGAUAAUUAGUUAAAUUAAAAAAGUUGAUUAAAAUGAAAAAGAUUCAAAAAAAGAGAAAGCUAAAUAGAAAUUAGUACAUUAAUAUGCAAAAGAAUCAUUUAUUAUUUUAUUUGAAAUUCUAAAUCUUAAAAUUUCAUAGAGAGCAUCUUUAAGACCUAAUGAAGAAACAUAAUAUUUAGAUUAAUUUUUAGUUGAAAAAUUUGGUAAUCUCGAAUUUUAUGAGUAUACAUAUCUUUCUAAGAAUCUCCUUAUUCCACGUAAUCUCAACAAAAAUUAAGUUAAUGUUACUAAAGAGAAAAUAAUAAAAAUUAAAAAAUAAGUAAAACCAGAUGAUGAAGAAGGAUAAAUUUAAAUUGAAUAAUAAGAAAAUGAUACUAAUUUAUUUAGUGUUAAUGAAUAAUAAUCAUAUUAAUUUACUUUAUGUAAAUAACCAGAAGAUUUAAAAAAUAUAUUAUUUAAUUAUUAAGCUUAAGCAAUUUAAUGGAUGUUAUAUCGUGAACACAGAAUUAGUGCUUAAACAUUAAAUUUACAGAAUUAAUAAUAGAGUUUAAAUAAAAUGUGGAGUGAAAUAUAAAUUAGUGAUGAUAUUAAUAUUUAUUUCAACGAAUUUACUGGUCAAUUUUCAGAAAAAGUUGUAGCUUACAAAGAUGUAAAAGGUGGUAUUUUAGCAGAUGCAAUGGGUCUAGGAAAAACUAUUUGUUCUAUAGCUUUAAUAUUAUUGGUAAAGGAAAUGAAAUAAUAAUAAUUGAAUGAUAAUAAUUAAGAACCAUAAGGAAAAAAAGUAAAAUUAGAAAAAUAGAAUGGUAAUACACUUUUGGUUGUUGAAUUAAGUGUAUUUGAACAUUGGAUAGAAGAGAUUGAGAGACAUACUAAAUAAAAUAAAUUAGAAGUUUAUUAAUAUUAUAAACCUUAAUCUAGAGUAAAAGAAAUUCAAUUAGAAGUUUAUGAUAUAGUAAUUACAACAUAUGGAGUACUUAAAAAAGAUUGUACUAAAAAUGGAUUAUUAUACAAGUAUGAAUGGGAAAGAAUCAUUUUGGAUGAAGCACAUGUGAUUAAAAGUAAAAGUACAGCUUGUGCAAAAGCUGCAUCUUCUAUAUAAGCUAAAUGUAGAUGGUGUCUAACAGGAACUCCAAUUUAAAAUCAUUUAGAAGAUUUAUAUAGUCUUUUUCAUUUUUUAUAAGUUGAAACUUUCUCAGAUUAUUAUUGGUUCAAUCAUUAUAUCAAUAAAUAAUAAGAUAAAGCAGCCAAAUUCAAUUUAUUACAUGAAAUUCUUAAGCCUCUUUUAUUAAGAAGAACUAAAUAAUCAGAAUCAAUUAAAUCUUCAUUAAAUUUACCAAGUAAGCAACAUUUCAUUUUUAGAGUAAAAAUGUCAAAACAAGAACAAAAAUGUAUUUUUUAUUAUAAAUAAUUAAGUUUAUGAUACCUUAUAUUUAAAUACUUGUAAAUAUAUAAAAGAAUAUUUUGGGAUUGGAUUGGAAUAGAAAAAAAAGAAGAUUCGAUAUAUGCAUGCAUUUUAAUUGCUUUCUUCACUUAGAUAAUGUUGUGAUCAUGUAGGACUAAUAGCAAAUAAACUUAGAAAUAAGGCUAUGCAAAAGAUAGUAGCAACAAAAUAAAAAUCUGAGUAAUUAAUUAAAUAAUUUAUUGAAAAUGCUCAAUAAAAUUUGGAAAAAAGUUUAAAAGCUUAAAUUCUAUAAUUAUAAUAGAAACAAGAAACAGCUGCUAAUCAAAAUUAAAUAGAAGAAAUUGAAGAAGAUGAUGAUUUUUCUAUUGAGGAUUAAUUUUCAGAAAAUUCAUCAACUGCAGAUGAAUCUAAAUCUUUAUUAGAUAUAAAUUAAAUUGAAAAUGAUUUAAGAAAUAAAAUUUAAUAUUUAGAUAAAGUAUAAAUGGAUAUAUAAUCUCCUGAAUUUGCUUAGAAAUAAUAUCAAAGUAUAUUUGAGAAGGUGAAGAAUGAUGACUGUGUUAUAUGCACAAUUCCUCUAAGGGAAAAAAAUAUAAUAUAUUAUUUAAGUUGUGGCCAUGUAUUUUGUUCUUGUAUAGAAGAUGUAUUUAAAAAUAAAAAUGAAAUUAUUCCUUGCCCUAUUUGUAGAUAAGAAAUUGAAUAAAAAGGUAAAAUUAAAUUAUAUUAAAAUCUCCAAAAAAUUUAAGAAGAAUAGCUUUAAAAAUAAAAUAUUUAAGAAGAAACCAAUGUGCCUAAUUAACAAGAAUGGUAUUAAGAAAGUUCAAAAAUAAAUGAAAUUCUUAAAUAUAUAGAAUAUGUUUGGAAAAGCAAUGAAAAAGUUGUUGUUUUUACUUAAUGGUUAAGUAUUAUGAAUUUCAUUGAAGGUAAGUUAAGAAUAAAAGGAAUAGAAUUCAGGAAAAUUUAAGGAAAGAUGGAUAAAAAUUAAAGAAAAGCAUCUAUUAAAGAUUUUUUUGAAAAAUAGAUAACUGUAAUGUUAAUAUCAUUAAAGGCAGGAGCUUAUGGUAUUAAUCUUAGUUGUGCAAAUCAUGUUUUGCUAGUUGAUCCUUGGUGGAAUCCAGCUGUAGAGUAUUAAUUAAAUAUAAUUUUAGGGAUCAAGCUGUAGAAAGAGUACAUAGAUUAGGACAACAAAAAUAAGUUAAGAUAGUUAGUUUUAUUUGUGAAAAUACUAUAGAAGAAAGAGUUUUAUAAAUGCAUUAAAAGAAAAGACAAUUAUUUAAGGAUGCAUUGCAAUUAAAAUUUAAUGAUCAUGAAGAGUUUAGUUUUUAAGAUUAGAUUGAAUUUGUUAUGAAUUAAAAAAUGGACUCUUGA